GGUUAGUCGCUCAAUCUUGUGGUAUAGUCAGCUGAUAUUACGCGCACGGAGACUGCCGGCAUCGUAUGCGUGUAUAUAGUACACUAUAUUAUUACAGUGCCAGAACCAGUGCCAGUCGUAAAGCAGCUUCGUCGACGCCUGCACGCUGCCGUCGCCUGUUCUCUGAAAAAUAUACUCGAUUCUAAAUAAAAAAGAUGCGUCUAGUGAUCUGUGAUGACUCUGCUAAUGUGGCGGAGUGGUCUGCAAAAUAUGUUUUGAAAAGGAUACAUGAUUUCAAACCAAAUGAGAACAAAUACUUUGUUCUGGGACUGCCAACUGGUGGAACUCCUCUUGGCAUGUACAAAAAACUCAUAGAAUACUACAAGGCUGGAAAGAUAUCAUUCAAAUAUGUUAAAACUUUUAACAUGGAUGAAUACGUUGAUUUACCAAGAGAUCAUCCUGAAUCAUAUCAUUAUUACAUGUAUAAUAAUUUUUUCAAACAUAUAGACAUUGACCCUGAAAAUGUUCACAUACUUGAUGGAAAUGCGAAAGAUCUAGAGCAUGAAUGCAAUGAGUUUGAAAGAAAAAUGAAAGAAGCUGGAGGAGUUGAACUCUUUAUUGGAGGCAUUGGCCCCGAUGGCCACAUAGCAUUUAAUGAACCUGGCUCAUCACUUGCAUCAAGGACCAGAGUCAAAACUUUGGCACAAGAUACUUUGGAGGCAAAUGCGAGGUUCUUUGGAAAUGAUGUUAACAAAGUACCCAAGCAAGCACUGACUGUCGGCGUUGGUACUGUAAUGGACGCUAAAGAGGUCAUGAUCUUGAUCACUGGCUCCCACAAGGCCUUUGCUCUUUAUAAGGCUAUAGAAGAAGGAAUUAAUCACAUGUGGACUGUUUCUGCAUUCCAACAGCAUCCUCGUACAUUAAUUAUUUGCGAUGAAGAUGCUACACUAGAGCUUCGCGUCAAAACUGUGAAAUACUUUAAGGCUCUCAGUGCCGUUCAUCAUAAGUUGAUCGAAGAGGACGGAGAAGCAUUUCCACGUCGUCCUCAAAAUAACGCGUGAUCUGGUAUAGUGUGAUUAAGAAGUUUGUCCGACGUUCACAGAAAACUUGUGGAGCAGGCAAAGGACUAUUACGAUUAGAACGUCGAGUUCUAUUGAUUCUGCAAUGAAAAAAUUAUAUUUAUACAUAAUUAUUUUAACUCAUUAUUUUAACGUUGUUAAAUGUUGACUGCCAAUUUAAGCGCAUUUUAUCGGACUUGCAAUAAUUUGCAAUAUUUUCUUACUGUCUAUGUAUACACUGACGAUGUGAACUUUUGAAAAAAAAAAAAUAUAUAUAUAUAUUUAUAUAUACAUGAAUUUUAA
Molecule: messenger RNA, 1340 nt
Organism: Nasonia vitripennis (jewel wasp)
Lineage: Eukaryota; Metazoa; Arthropoda; Insecta; Hymenoptera; Pteromalidae
Gene: Oscillin
Product: glucosamine-6-phosphate isomerase
Exons: 6
Coding region: 195-1040 (281 amino acids)
Biological process (GO): carbohydrate metabolic process; N-acetylneuraminate catabolic process; D-glucosamine catabolic process
Cellular component (GO): cytoplasm
Molecular function (GO): glucosamine-6-phosphate deaminase activity; identical protein binding
Source: RefSeq, a predicted model, not a curated record